GCAACCUGACAAACUGCGGGUGGUGUGGAUCAGGGAGGAACAGACGUCACAGCACCAAGCUCCACAGUUGGCAACCAGGGAUUAAGAACCCCUACAGAGGCCUGGUGGUUUGGCAGGUUCCAGAGAGCUUAGACAUCACUGUCACACUCUUCAAGGAACCUACUGCUGAGGAGUUUGAAGACAAGGAUUGGACUUUUGUCAUUGAAAAUGAGACAAAAGGCCGCAGGAAGGUGUUGGCAUCAGCUGAGGUCAAUAUGAAGAAGUAUGCCAGUGCCACGCUGGCCCAGUAUGAUGUAACACUAAAGCUCAAACCACUGUCUGUAAAAGUGGUGGAAGCCACACUGAAACUGAACUUGUCCUGUAUCUUUCUCAAAGAGGGGAAGGCCACAGACGAGGACAUGCAGAGUUUGGCCAGUCUAAUGAGUAUGAAACAGAGUGACAUUGGCAAUCUGGAUGAUUUUAACGACAGCGAUGAUGACAUGGGUGAGGAAAGAAGGGCCAGCUUUGGAACUACAUAUGCUGCUCACGUUACUGCUUCUGCUCCUUCCACUGCAAGAAUACAUGAUCUGGCUUGGCGGCCUGCAACUGAAUCAGGCCCUACAGUAAACUCAGAGAUGGAUUGGAAAACAUCCUCUGGCAUUUCCUCCACCAUCUUGGUCCCAUUUUGUCCUCCUCUGCCUGAACCCCCAGAUCCCCCUGUUCCAUCCUCUUCAUUGCGAACCCACACACGACCACCGAGCACUAACCAGCAGACUCGGCCCUCCCUCCAUGCCUACUCAUUACCGGCCUUUAAAUGUGCUCACCCUCCUGCACUUCCCAAAAUCUUCCAGCCCAGUGCUGGAUCAGUGCCCAUUUCAGCUCCACGAAGGCCCCAUAGCUUCCAUUGUGGCUCCUUUCCAGCUGAGGGCCUGGAGGCCACAUCUUCUGUCUCCUUUUUACCCUCUGAUCAAUCUCUCCACCCUCCUGCUCUCUCUGAUACCUCUCAGAAAGCGUGUCCUAGUGUCUGGAGAGCACAGAGCGUUCCCUCCUUUUCUUCUGUCUCCUCCUCAUCAGAACCUCUCAGCUCCUUCCUUCCUAUACCUCCACCACCUUCUGCUCCCAGACAGCCCAAAACUUGCCCCAGCUCUGUGGGAGAGCCGGGCUCAGCCCUCACCAAACCGACCAGUCUUCCAUCUGCCCCUGAGACAGCUCCCUGGCAGAGUGAAUGGAGGCCUCCUAAAUUUCAGGCCCCUCUAGCACAGCCAACCCUCUCUCCUAAGUUUCUGCAUCUCUCUGCCAGUGAUCCUGGACAGCCUGCAGUGUUGCGGAAAAAGCAGAGAGUAGAGAUGCCAUGUAAUGCUGCUCUAUGUGAAACUCAACUCAAACCUGACAUCCUCCCUUACUGUUCAGCCUGAGCCUCCCUGUUGUAUGCAUGUCCAUUUCAUUCAUGUUCUCUGUUCUUAACCCAGUACCUCUUCCACUGCUUUGACAUGUGAUUUACUAAUGUGUAGCUUUGGUUCAUCCUUACCAGUUCAAUAUUUAGAUUAGUUUGGAUGGAAUAUAGAAUUCCAGUGCCUAUUUAAUACAGCCUGACAGUGCACAAAAAACAUUGUUGGGAAAAUUGUUAGGAGACAUGUUAUAGACUGGUCUGAUUUGAGAUCAGUCUCUUGACAACAAAAGUGCCAUCUAGACAUGCACCUAUAUAAGUAUGAUGUCAACAGAGGUAAAAAAAUAAAAUAAAAUAAAUCCUCACUAAACAGCUACCAUAAUAUUCAGACCAGCUGUCUUCUUACCAUACAUUUUCAUUGAAUGCCCAAUUGCAUGGAUGAAAUCAUGAAUAUCCAGCAUAUGGCUUUACAAACAGCAUGUGAGCAAACAAGAGUCCUAGCUUAAGUUCUUGUCUCUCUAUGUAUGUUGGAUAUUAUAAAAAAGGCAGCAGCUUUCUCAGUCUAAUAAAUUAUUAAUUUAAUGCACA
Molecule: messenger RNA, 1954 nt
Organism: Lates calcarifer (barramundi perch)
Lineage: Eukaryota; Metazoa; Chordata; Actinopteri; Centropomidae
Product: EH domain-binding protein 1
Exons: 10
Source: RefSeq, a predicted model, not a curated record